AACGCGAAAGCUAACUCGAAGUUCAGGGAUGCGGCAAGUGCGCGCAGAACGCAUGGUAUUGCGCUCAUCCCGCAUGAUUUUGCACUCGAACAGUCUCGUCCUCUCGGCGCCAAUAUCAAAGUAAUCGGUGCAAUUUCACCAGAGCCUGCGCGGAAGCUUCCAGAGUAUUGGGAUAAGUCUAUGAGUGAAAAUAAGGUCGUUGUAGUCGUUUCAUUUGGCACAAUUCUCUCCGACUAUCCAAUAAACCUUGCUCAAAGUAUUGCGGAUGAACUAAGCCAGGUUUCUGCUGCUGUUUUGUGGAAAUAUUCUGGUACACUGCCAAAAAAUCUCGGUAAAAAUUUAAAGAUUAUUCCAUGGAUUCCUAGAAACGAGUGUUCAUUUAAUGACAUUUUAGGCCAUUCGUCUACCAAAGUUUUUGUCACCCAUGGUGGGUUGAAUGGCUUUCAGGAAAGUGUCUACCAUGGGAUCCCUAUGGUUGUCGUACCAAUGACAGGUGACCAACCCAGACAGGCAGAUUUGGUACGAUAUAAAGAGCUUGGUGUGGCCAUCGAAUGGAAGUCUAUAAAUGCCAAUGGCAAAGUGUUGCGAAAUGCUAUCAAUGAGGUGUUAGGUAACAAAGUUUAUAAGGAAAAUAUCAAAAGACUUUCAACAAUAAUGCGGGACAGAAAACAGACCCCCAGCCAGGAAGGUGCAGAUUGGAUUGAAUAUGCAUUACAUCAUGAUGGUGCGCUUCAUCUCACCAGCGAAGCAAUUGAUUUACCAGAGUAUAAAUUGCAUAUGUUUGAUGUUUUCACCUUCCUUCUUGUCGUAGUAUGCCUCGUUAUUUAUCUCAUACUACGUUUGUGCUGCUGUAUUUUUCGUGCUUGUCGGAGAAAGAUGCAAGUUAAAGAGAAGCAGACUUAAGCGUGGACCUUUUUAAAACAAUUGCCAUUUAAUACUGGUGUAGAAACUAUUUUUUUUCGCUUCAUCUAUCAUUCUUUUAGAUGUAAAAAAAAGAAUAGUAAAUUUUCUUUUGGUGUGGUUUGCAAUGCAUUUAACUGACUUAUUUAAUUUUAAUUGAUAUAAUGAGCAAUUCCAGCUAUAUACUAAAUUCUGAUCUAGGCAAGAAGAACAAAAACCAUCACCACAGCUAGAAAGAGCAUGUUAAAAUUAGUAAAAUUGCAACGUUUGGUUGCGAAAUGUUGUAAAAUGCGGAAAUUACGCACUAAAGUUGUAUUACGCACGGGAAAAUGCACCACAUUUGGGCCAAAAGUGGUGCAAAUUCCCGUGCGUAAUACAAAUUAAUACAAAAUUUCGCAGGACUAUAGUUUCCGUAGCAUUUUACAAUAUUUCGCAACCAAACUUUGCAAUUUUACUAAUUUAAACAUGCUCUUUCUAGCUGUGGUGAUGGAUUUUGUUCUUCUUGCCUAGAUCAAAAUUUAGUCUAUAGCAGGAAUUGCCCAUCCUGGUCAGCGAGAUCUCCCGGUAGAUAAUGGUAUUAAUGCCAUAUUAAAGAUACAUGGUAUGGCAGGAUAUUGAGGGUACUGGAAUAGCAUAUUUGAACUCUUGACCUUCGAAAUGAUAUUAUUAUUUGAUUAUUAUUAUUUCUAUUAUUUUUUUAUGGUUUAUUUAAAAAUUUCACAAAUUCUAUUCCGCUGUUGCAAACAUGUUUCCCGGCCGUAUAUCACUGCGAUACUGCCUGGCACGAGUUUAUUUCUGCAACAGGCCAACUAUGUAAUAUAUUCAAAAUAGAAAAGUUAAUGAUGGGUAUAAUUUAUGAUAACAAGUCCAAAAAUUACGACACAUGAUAACACAUAUUGCUGCUUCGCUCCCUGCGAUAGCAAUAAAUUGUGUCAUUUUCCGUCAAUUCAAUCGCGGCGAAACUUUUAAAAUGAAACAGAUGCACACAUUACCAAUUCGUCUAUUUUGCCUAAUUCUUGUAUCCGUAUAUUUGGUCAAGCAAGCACGAUGUGGACAUGUACUUGGUUUCGCCUCCUUGGGCUAUGUCAGUCACCAUCGAGUGUUAUGGAAGCUUGGCAAAGAGCUUCAAACAAGAGGACACAAAUACACUCACAUUUUACCCAAUUUUGCGAAGGAAACCUACGAUGACGUGAACAUAAAGGUAUUCAAUUCAUCGUUAAUCAACGAAAAUAUUGAAAAUUGGUUUUUAAAGUUCGCGAGUUUAGGCGACUACAGUAAGGACAUGUUCGUAUUACUUGAAGUAUUGAGGAAAAUAGCGCCAGAACGCGGUCGGAUGCUGCGACAGUUUUGUGAGGACUUUUUAAAACACGAAAGCUUGAUUGCAGAACUUAAAGCAUCUGUUGAUUUAGUACUGUGCGACGUGGCAAAUGACUGCUGUCAUAUUUUGGCAGAUAUGUUGAAUGUAACUCGUGUUGAUGUGUCUACAGUGGGGUUUGCGGGUGUUAUUGGUGCAUAUCUGUUCGGUCUCCCCCAACCAUCAGUGUAUGUGACGUUAGAGACUCAGAUAUUAUUGCCAAUAGAUAAUAGAUUUUCAUUUAUAAACCGACUGAAAGGUUUUGUGAUUUGCAUGGGUGUUUGGCAUAUUUUCAGCAAUCCUGAACUGGAACAUCUCUGGGAAAAGAACGCGAAAGCUAACUCGAAGUUCAGGGAUGCGGCAACUGCGCGCAGAACGCAUGGUAUUGCGCUCAUCCCGCAUGAUUUUGCACUCGAACAGUCUCGUCCUCUCGGCGCCAAUAUUAAAGUAAUCGGUGCAAUUUCACCAGAGCCUGCGCGGAAGCUUCCAGAGUAUUUGGAUAAGUAUAUGAGUGAAAAUAAGGUCGUUGUGGUAGUCUCAUUUGGCACAAUUUUCUCAGACUAUCCAAUAAACCUUGCUCAAAGUAUUGCGGAUGAACUAAGCCAGGUCCCUGCUGCUGUUUUAUGGAAAUAUUCCGGUACGCUGCCAAAAAAUCUCGGUAAAAAUUUAAAGAUUAUUCCAUGGAUUCCUAGAAACGAGUGUUCAUUUAACGACAUUUUAGGUCAUUCGUCUACCAAGGUUUUUGUCACCCAUGGUGGGUUGAAUGGCUUUCAGGAAAGUGUCUAUCACGGGAUCCCUAUGGUUGUUAUACCAAUGGCAGGUGACCAACCCAGACAGGCAGAUUUGGUACGAUAUAAAGAGCUUGGUGUGGCCAUCGAAUGGAAGUCUAUAAAUGCCAAUGGCAAAGUGUUGCGAAAUGCUAUCAAUGAGGUGUUAGGUAACAAAGUUUUUAAGGAAAAUAUCAAAAGACUUUCAACAAUAAUGAAAGACAGAAAACAGACCCCAAGCCAGGAAGGUGCAGAUUGGAUUGAAUAUGCAUUACGUCAUGAUGGUGCGCCUCAUCUCACCAGCGAAGCAAUUGAUUUACCAGAGUAUAAAUUGCAUAUGUUUGAUGUUUUCAUCUUCCUCCUUGUCGUAGUAUGCCUCGUUAUUUAUCUCAUACUACGUUUGUGCUGCUGUAUUUUUCGUGCUUGUCGGAGAAAGAUGCAAGUUAAAGAGAAGCAGACUUAAUAAGCCUGGACCUUUUUAAAACAUUUUCCAUUACUGGCGUAGACACUACAACUUUUUUCGCCUAAUCAAAAACAUGGUCUGCAAUGUUAUUCCGCUGUAUCAUUCUUGCAGAUGUAAAAAAAUGUUUUUAUAGUAAAUUCUUUUGGUGUGGUUUGCAAUGCAAUUAACUGACUUAUUCAAUUCUAAUUGAUGUAAUUCUGCAACAUAGUCAUAGAUCCCGAUCUAAUUCUGCAAUAUAUAGUCAUAAAUCCCAGCUACCGCAUUACAGAGCGGCUCUAUAUUGUGUACAAUUCAUUGAAAAAUUGGCCUGAAUUAUGCGCAUGAUCACUGAUUAUAAAGUAAUGGGUAGAAGUGGUAAAACAGGGAACUAAUUUCUUGUUAUACGAAAGUAAUUUUGUAACCGUUAAUUAUUUUUCGGUUCUCGUGCGACGCGUCGAGCGCUCUAGUACUCUACAGCUUAGAGUCCGAGAGAAGAACAAUGAUUUGGUAGAAGUAGGCUAAUUUAUAAUACAGGUUUUGCUGCUUUUGCACUAUUACUUAGCGGCUGUUUAUAUGGAAGCCGAGCUGGCCCGCUAAAGGCUAGUUAUCCGUGGAUUGGAACGGACAAGAAAAUUUUUUUUGUCUUGUGAGCUCUGGGGUGGAACUAAUGACUUAUAACACAAAGAAAAAUGUUCUUGUCCGCGUUCCAAUCCACGGAUAAUUUCCCUGAGUGGCUGGUCAGCGACAACGAGAUUAUAAAAUGUAACAUAAUGCCAUAGGAUGCAUGGUAAUUUUAACUCUUGACAUUCGAAGUGAUAUUAUUAUUUGAUUAUUAUUAUUUUUAUUAUUUUUUUAUGGUUUAUUUAAAAAUUUCACAAAUUCUAUUCCGCUGUUGCAAACAUGUUUCCCGGCUGUAUAUCACUGCGAUACUGCCUGGCACGAGUUUUUUCCUGCAACAGGCCAACUAUGUAAUAUAUUCAAAAUUGAAAAGUUAAUCAUGGGUAUGGUUUAUGAUAACAAGUCCAAAAAUUAUGACAUGUCUUUGCUUCCUCGCUCACUGCGACAGCAAUAAAUUGUGUCAUUGUCCAUGAAUUCACGCGUGGUGAUACUUCUAAAAUGAAACAGAUGCCCACAAUGCCAGCUCGCCUAUUUUGCCUAAUUUUUGUAUCCGUAUAUUUGGUCAAGCAAGCACGAUGUGGACAUAUACUCGGUUUCGCAGCCUUGGGCUAUGUCAGUCACCAUCGACUGUUAUGGAAACUUGGCAAAGAACUUCAGACAAGAGGACACAAAUACACUCAUAUUUUACCGAAUUUUGCGAAGGAAACCUACGAUGACGUUGACAUAAAGAUAUUCAAUUCAUCAUUAACCAACGGAAAUAUUGAAGAUUGGUUUUUAAAGUUCGCGAAAGUAAGCGACUACCAUACGGACGUGUUCGCAUUAUUUGAAGUGUUGACCAAAUCCUGGCCAGCACACAAGCAGAUGUAUCGACAGUUUUGUGAGGACUUUUUAAAACAUGAAAGCUUGAUUGAAGAACUUAAAGCAUCUGUUGAUUUAGUACUGUGCAACUUUAUAAGCGAGUGUUGUUAUAUUUUGGCAGAUAUGUUGAACGUGACUCGUGUUGACGUCUCUACAUUCGGGUUUUCGGGUGCUGUUGGUGCAUACAUGUUCGGUCUCCCCCAACCAUCAGUGUAUGUGACUUUAGAGGCUCAAAUAUUAUUGCCAAGCGCAAGCAAACUUUCAUUUAUAAAUCGACUGAAAGGUUUUCUGGCUUGCAUGGGUGUGUGGUAUACUUACAGCAAACCUGUACUGGAAGAUCUCUGGGAGAAGAACGCGAAAGCUAACUCAAAGUUCAGGGAUGCGGCAACUGCGCGCAGAACGCAUGGUAUUGCGCUCAUCCCGCAUGAUUUUGCACUCGAACAGUCUCGUCCUCUCGGCGCCAAUAUUAAAGUAAUCGGCGCAAUUUCGCCAGAGCCUGCGCGGAAGCUUCCAGAGUAUUUGGAUAAGUAUAUGAGUGAAAAUAAGGUCGUUGUAGUAGUUUCAUUUGGCACAAUUUUCCGCUCAGACUAUCCAAUAAACCUUGCUCAAAGUAUUGCGGAUGAACUAAGCCAGGUCCCUGCUGCUGUUUUAUGGAAAUAUUCUGGUACACUGCCAAAAAAUCUCGGUAAAAAUUUAAAGAUUAUUCCAUGGAUUCCUAGAAACGAGUGUUCAUUCAAUGACAUUUUAGGCCAUUCGUCUACCAAGGUUUUUGUCACGCAUGGUGGGUUGAAUGGCUUUCAGGAAAGUGUCUAUCAUGGGAUCCCAAUGGUUCUCAUACCAAUGACAGGUGACCAACCCAGACAGGCAGAUUUGGUACGAUAUAAAGAGCAUGGUGUGGCCAUCAAAUGGAAGUCUAUAAAGGCUAAUGGCAAAGUGUUGCGAAAUGCUAUCAAUGAAGUGUUAGGUAACAAAGUUUAUAAGGAGAAUAUCAAAAGACUCUCGACAAUAAUGCGGGACAGAAAACAGACCCCCAGCCAGGAAGGUGCAGAUUGGAUUGAAUAUGCAUUACGUCAUGAUGGUGCGCUUCAUCUCACCAGCGAAGCAAUUGAUUUACCAGAGUAUAAAUUGCAUAUGUUUGAUGUUUUCAUCUUCCUUCUUGUCGUAGUAUGCCUCGUUAUUUAUCUCUUACUACGUUUGUGCUGCUGUAUUUUUCGUGCUUGUCGGAGAAAGAUGGAAGUUAAUUAA
Molecule: messenger RNA, 6184 nt
Organism: Paramuricea clavata
Lineage: Eukaryota; Metazoa; Cnidaria; Anthozoa; Malacalcyonacea; Plexauridae
Source: the annotation of a GenBank genome assembly